Molecule: messenger RNA, 1610 nt
Organism: Sycon ciliatum
Lineage: Eukaryota; Metazoa; Porifera; Calcarea; Leucosolenida; Sycettidae
Source: RefSeq, a predicted model, not a curated record
ACUAACAUUAUUAUUAUCACGGCGCAUCUACCAGUCGACGACAACGACACGACGUGUAGCUUCGCGUCUCCAUUCUCCAUAUGGGUAGGCGCUAAAAUGGCCGGCGGCGCUAUGAUUAUCAGCGCUGAGAUUUCCGGCGCUAUGGUUUCCCAAGCUAUGAUUAUCAGCUCUGUGAUUUCAUAGCUGUGCUUUCCCGCGCUCCGAGCUGAAUCGUAUCUGAAUCCCUUGCUUUACCCAGUGCCCUAGUGCUUGAUAGCCCGAUGACACUUACCAGUGCGAGCCGCAUACGUGUACGUGUACAAUAAUCAGUCAUGUAAGUACCCACGUGGAAGAACCGGCUGCAUCAUUGCAUGCUUUCAGCAGUCCACGAUGGCACGGUAUUUCGAGGACUCUCGCUCUGCUGAUCGCUACGCUAGAUUCAGGCCUCAAUAUCCAGGCUGCUUGCUAGACAAGAUCAAAGACGUCGUCUCGGGUAGAGAUGGAGGAACAGCUGACAAGAACGGUCAUGGUGAAACUGCGUCCAUUGAGGAUCUCCGAGUGGUGGAUGUAGGAUGUGGGGCUGGAGGCUCAACGUUCUUUCUAGCCGAGGCUGGCUUCAAAGAGAUCUGCGGCGUAGACGCCAGCCAGGCGCAGAGGUUCACAUUGGACUGGAAUUAUCGGGUGACGUUGUCCGAGCUGAUCAACUUCAUGAGCAGCUGGACUGCGUAUCCUAUCUACUGCGGCCAGCAUCCAGACAAUACGAUUCUGGAAGACUUUGAGAAGGAGGUACGCAAGGUACUUCAAUCACGGCACCAGCACGGCACAACGCCAGAGAGAAACGGAUCUGCAGACAGUUCGGACGAUGAUCCAACCGUCGAGUUCAAGUUUCCCCUGUUUGGCUUCGCAGGUCGACGGCCAUGCAUGACGUCGACUAACAAGUUAGACGGGUGUGUUCGACUGGACGUUGUUGAUAAGGCAGGGCAGUGAGUUGAGACACAUGUACGAGAGCACUCACUGGGUGACCAAAAGGUGCUGGCCAGACGUGGAAACGACGGUGUGCUGCUAAAAAGAGUCCCCGAAACUGUUCACUCGCUGUGUUAUCUCCUACAUCUACAUCUAGCUUCAAUGAGUCUAACUAGAAAGAAUCUCCACCCUGGAGCUCGCGCUUUUCCGCUGACUUGACUUGACACUUGACUGACUCAAGAAGGUUCGAGGGACUUCUCGUGUGCUCUGCAUGGCAGUCGGGAGUCAGUCAAGUGUCAAGUCAAGUCGGCGGAAAAGACCGAGUUCCAGUGUGGGGAGCAACCCGUUUUAUACACAACCACUACUACCGGUAAUUUAUUGUUGUAACAUCCGAUGCUCAUUUCUCACUUACAGCUACUACAUACCCAAAGUAGGUUCCCCUAUUACCGGUAUGUCCAUGACUGUAUAGACAUCAUACUUCUCUCAUCAACUAUAAUAAUAAUAAUAAUACCCAUUUCAUACCCCCCCCCCCUCUCUCUUUCUUUUCCUUUCUUUCUUCUUCAUACACAUCAGUAAACAUUUUCAUUAUAUUGUGAGUAUAAAUUAUGGUUAUCAAAUGAACGACAAAAACUACGAGUAGGGAGAUCAUGUUCUCAUGGUUCAGUGCG